Messenger RNA from Elephantulus edwardii (Cape elephant shrew), 945 nucleotides. It is a transcript of the gene SIRT4, whose product is annotated as sirtuin 4. Gene Ontology annotation, molecular function: NAD-dependent protein lysine deacetylase activity; NAD+ binding. Lineage: Eukaryota; Metazoa; Chordata; Mammalia; Macroscelidea; Macroscelididae. Bases 1 to 945 code for a protein of 314 amino acids. The transcript has 3 exons. The record is from RefSeq and is a predicted model, not a curated record.
AUGGGGAUGAGCUUUGGGUUGACUGUCAGAUCUGUGCCGGGCCGCUGGCCCCCCAGCCUCAGCCGUCGGUGCGCCCAUGGAUCGGUGGGGCUAUUCGUGCCUCCGAGUCCUCCUGUGGAUCCCGAGAAGGUGAAAGAGCUGCAGCGCUUCAUCACCCUUUCCAGGAGGGUCCUGGUCGUGACCGGGGCUGGCAUCUCCACGGAGUCGGGGAUCCCGGACUACCGGUCGGAAGGGGUGGGACUGUACGCCCGCACUGACCGCAGGCCCAUCCAGCACCUGGACUUCGUGCGGAGUGCGCCCGUCCGCCAGCGGUACUGGGCUAGAAACUUCGUGGGCUGGCCCCGCUUCUCCUCACACCAGCCCAACCCGGCGCACUGGGCGCUCAGCCACUGGGAGAGACUGGGAAAGCUGUCCUGGCUGGUGACGCAGAACGUGGACGCCCUGCACACCAAAGCGGGGAGUCGGCGCCUGACCGAGCUCCACGGAUGCAUGCACAGGGUCCUCUGCUUGACGUGUGGUGAGCAGACCACCCGGGAGGUGCUGCAGGGGCGUUUUGAAGUGCUGAACCCCACCUGGAAUGCAGAGGCCCAUGGCCUGGCUCCCGAUGGGGACGUCUUUCUCACAGAAGAGCAGGUACAAGACUUCCAGGUCCCCUCCUGCGAGCAAUGUGGCGGUCCCCUGAAACCAGAUGUUGUCUUCUUUGGAGACACAGUGAGCCGUGACAAGGUCGACUUUGUGUACAAGCGUGUCAAGGAAGCCGACUCCCUCUUGGUGGUGGGAUCAUCCUUGCAGGUGUACUCUGGUUACAGGUUCAUCCUGACUGCCCAAGAGAGGAAGCUGCCAAUCGCGAUCCUGAACAUCGGGCCCACACGGUCGGACCACUUGGCAUGCCUGAAACUGGACUCUCGCUGCGGAGAGUUGCUGCCGCUGAUAGACCCACACUGA